This is a messenger RNA of Melanotaenia boesemani (Boeseman's rainbowfish), 4436 nucleotides long. RefSeq lists its product as uncharacterized. The record is from RefSeq and is a predicted model, not a curated record. The transcript is spliced from 25 exons. Gene Ontology annotation, cellular component: actomyosin contractile ring. Lineage: Eukaryota; Metazoa; Chordata; Actinopteri; Atheriniformes; Melanotaeniidae. Bases 169 to 3873 code for a protein of 1234 amino acids. Gene Ontology annotation, biological process: mitotic cytokinesis; actomyosin contractile ring assembly; septin ring organization.
CUCGCGGACUGUUUCCCGGAUGUGUAGACGACGCUGACGUCAGAAUCCCCGCUGAAAUUCAAAGUUGUAGGAGGAGACCGAAAGUCUUUUUGUGUUUUCUGUCACUUUUUGUCGGCUCGUGUUACAGUUUACACUUUGUAGAGACGACUUUUCAGUUUAUGAUUCAGUAUGGAGCCUGAAGAAAACUGUGGCAAUGCCAACUUGAAGAGGCAGAGAGAACCUCUUUCAGAUUCAGAAGACAACUUCCUCUUAGCAACAGAGGUGAAUGAUGGCCAGAAGCGGCGCCGGCUGGAAGCAUCUGGUCAGGAGAACCGUAGCCCUAAACCAUCCUCCUCUGGACGCUUGGCUGAACUAGAGACGAAGCCAGACACCCCCAUAGUUCCUUCAGUCCGCUCCCGAGUUCAGCUGCUCACACAGAGGAGAGAUGGAGCUUCUGUGGCCCAGCGGUGCUUCUCAGAUCCUGGAGCUGAGGGCUCAUCCAUCACUGCCCACGACAGGGGUGUUAGAGAGCAUCUCCUGAGUGAAGGAGAAUUUAAUCAACGGAUGAAGCGCUUUAAAGCUCCCCAGGCCAGCCUCACCCUCACGCAGAGCCCCUCCAACUCCUGCCCACCGACCCGCUCUGGUUUCGUAUCGGACAUUCAACACAAACUCCAGUGUACAACAACACCUAGCUCCAAGCAGGCUUCCCUCAUACGCCAGGAACGAGAGCAGGAGUUAAACCAGUUACGCUUGCAGCCAAUCAGUGAGAACGCCUGGCUGAAAAGAAGCAGCUCUGAUUCCUCGUUGACUCAGCAGGCAAGGACCCCUGCUGGCCCCUCAUCACCCUCCACAUGGGUUCCUAGAUCUAAAAGGAGCGUUUGUUGGCCUCCCAUGCAGACCUGGGAUCAGGUUCGUGGUGAUGCUGAGAUGAAAGAUGGAAGUUUCUUUGAAACUACGUCAGAUGCCCAGAAGCCUUCUGUUAUUAUGAUGGGUGAAAGCACACCAUCUGCAUCUGCUCAACUCCAGAGCUUCCAGGAAGGUGAUGCUGGUGAGGAAGUCGGGGAGCAAAAAGAUCAUCUUGGUUCAGACCAACCAGAGAACCAGACCAUAUUAAAGUUGUCUUUCAGUGAGGAUCAGAAUGUGUCCGAGCUGCCUGUAGCUGCUACGCAGAGAUGCUUUCAGACAACAGGAAGAAGUGACGUCUCCAAAGGGUCAGGACAGAGCGUGCCUGAGGUGUUUACUUUUGAUGAAGAUGAAAUAUUGGAGGAUUCCUCAUAUGGUGAGGAGGAGAUGGAGGCUUCAACAGAUGAGGAGUUAAAGAUGUGGAGAUAUCCUAAAGGCAUGUUGUGUAAGGAUGAAAAGUCUGUAAGGGCAAAAGGCCAUGAAACGUGUCCUAACGAGGAGUUAGAAUCAUCUCGGGUGGACGAUGAACCUGCUGACAUCCAGGAUGGAGGAUUUCGUCCACCUGCAGAUGUCUCUGCUGAGUUUUCUGGCUGUCCUGACAAGCAGGAACAUGAGAGGACUAGACCAGAGGAAGAACAACGUGAGUCAGAAAGUUGUUUAGGUGAUUCUGGGAGAGAGAAAUCUGCUUUUGACAGUGAUCAAUGCAAAACUGAGUCUAAAGGGAGAUACGAGGAUAGGCUCUUAAAUAUUAACAUUUCAACAGCUACACAAGAGCAGAGGAGGGUAGAUGGAUGCCCAGACGAAUAUGAUGCACUUGAACGGUCAGACAACUGCCAGACCGCCGGUGUAAAAGACGUUGCUAAAGCUUUGAAAGAAACCCAGACGAGUAGCUCAGACCAUGAAAUGAAUAUUAAAGCUGCAGCACAGCUUUCAGAGACGGUUCAGGAUGCAGCAUCAGACUCUUACAUGAAGGAUGAUGCUCAGAGUUCAGGAGAGAUAACGGCAGCAGAAGCCCAGGAGAUGGAUCGUGAUCCAGUUCGUAUCCGGCAUUUCCAUGAGCAGGCAGAUGGAAGGGAAAGCUCAAAGAAAGUCACCUUUAUCCUGCAGCCUGAGCUGAUCAAUAGCUCGCCUUUUUCUGUGAUCGACACCUCAUUGGAGUCCAGGGCAGAGACCAGUUUGUCAGAUGCUGGAUCCAGCUCUCACGAUGAGACCAACGCCGCUGAAUUAAUUGAGCAGAUGUUUGAGGAGGUGCUGGAAUAUGCUGAGAAGGUCGAAGAAAAGAGAAGGAAUGAAGGUGCUGACUGUGAUACUGGGAUUGGUGCUUGUUCUGGAGGCAGUGACAAGACUGAUGAGGAGGGAGAGAAGGAGAAAAAUGACGAAGCAGAGGCCAGAGAGGAGGAGUGUGAUCAGGACACAAAGCUGGACAGCAGUGGAGAUGAGCUGCUCACUUUUCCUCCCAGUGGCAUCCUCUCUCCUCUCAGCAAGUCCGUGGAGGCUGUGGUCACCCCGUUGCGACUGGCAGCAACUCAAGAGUCCAAUCCUCCAUCUUGGCUCCAGACCCCAGAAGACAGCAGCGCCCCUCCUGCUGAAUCUGCUCCUCUGUACAGCAUCGAUGCCUACCGCACCCAGAGGCUGAGGACGCCGGCCUCCAUUCAGAGCGUCACUCCUGCUGUUCAGAGACGAGCUGCAGAGACGUCCCAGCCUCACCCACCCACCAGCACCAAGGAGAAAGUCAUGGCUCUGACCGAGGAGGCAGGAAAACUGCAGACUGUGAUCAGCCAGACGCUGCAAGCCCUGAGCUGCUGCACUGACGAAGAACAUGGCCGCGGUUCACUGGAGGAGGCCGAAGCAGAGAAGCUGCUGCUGGUCUCAUGUGAGAAGCGCUCGGCUCUGCUGGCAGAGGUGGCCAGGUUGAGGGAGGAGAGGAACUCUGAAGAGGUCGGAAAGGAGGAUAGAGAACACGUUUCCCAUCAGCCCUGCAGAGGAACCUUCAGCAUCACUAACAUCCAGCUGCCUCUGAAGGUGGAGUUCGUCUGCUCGUCACACAGCCGCACAGGUCGACCAAGCCACUACUUCUUUGUCCUGAUCCGGUACGGACCCUGCAACAUGGUCGCCACGCCACUGGCGACGGCUGCUGAUGCUGAAAAUGGAGACACCAUCUCGUUCCCAACCUCGGUCACGCUGAAGGAUAUCCGGUCAUCGUUUGAAAUUGACGUAGAAGUCUACAGCCUGUCUCAGACUUCAGGCAGCAGCUGCAGCACCGACAGGACCACCACCAAGUCACGGGUCACACCAAGAAAGCUGCUGAAUACCAUCACAAGAGCCAGUAACAGUUUGACAUGCAGUGCUCCUAACACCAUCAGCACUCGUCGCUCCAGUAACUUUUGUCUGGUGGGCUCCCAUAAGAUCACCCUGGCCUCACUGGGACUCAGCAAGUUUCCUCUGGAUAAGAUGAAAUUUGAAGGCAAAAUCAGGAAGCUGCUUGGAGAUGAAUUUCAGGAAAAGGUGCCUUUUCUGUCGCCUCUAGAGGGCAGCAUCUACCUGCAACUGGACAGUGAGAGCCACUCGAACGUCCAACACCAAGGAUUCCUGACAAUGUUCGAGUUGAUCAGCGGGUAUGGGGUGUGGCACCGCCGAUAUUUUCUCCUGGAGGGAUGCAACAUGACCUACUGGAACCACCCCAAUGACCGAGAAACGAAGGAAGCAGAAGGCAGCAUCUCUCUGUCCAGGUCUCCCAGUCAGUGCGUCAGACCAGUUAAGAGGGAUUCAUGCGCUCGACCUUUCACCUUUGAGCUGGUGAGCAGCAUCACAGAGCAGCCGGAUUCGUUGUCCAAGUGCUGGUUCUCAGCUGACACCAAUCAGGAGAGACUGGACUGGAUGGAGAAGCUCAGCCAGGCCCUGCUGGACCUUCACACCUGGAAGCAAAGCCAGUCAGGAAAGGUGCAGCCCGGCACGUCCAGCGUGGGCAGCCUGAGGGAGAGUUUAUUGUAAUCUGUAGGUGGAGGUAGCUCGGAUCAGGUAGACGAGGCUGUUUCACCGUUGCAAUGAUAAACACCUUGAUUUAAGGACUUAAGUUUCUUUCUUUUGUAUUUCUUUUAACUUAAAUCCAAUGAUGGCUGUUUUAUUUAAUCAGGUUUUAUUAGAACCUAAUUUUAUUUUGAGUUUAAUUUCUUUGGCAGAUGGCUGCUUUCUGUUGUUUAAGUGAAACUUUCUUCUUUAUCCAUAAUUUACACAUUUAUUUGGAUUCUAUGUUUUAUAGGAAGAAUUUACAGAUUGACACUAGUAAAUAAUAAAUCUUUAAUCUAGAAAUGUAUUUGAAAGGGACAGAAACACUAAAAUGAUAAAAACAAGGCACUAAUGCACAGACUUGCAGCAUCGUCUUAUUUCUGGUGGAAUAAGUUGAUCUCUAAAGCUGAUCUGUUACUCUGAGCUUUUGAAUUUCAGCUUGUAAUCAUGCCUGAUGUGUACAAGCUUAGAAAUGUUUUCUCUUAAAGAAGGCGAGCUCUGUAAAUGUUUUUGCCAGAAAAAUUCAUGAAUUAAAAUCCAGUUUCCAA